UGACUUGAGCUGUGUGCAAGUUUUUCUUCCAUGAUGGUGUAAAAAUAGUCAAAAGAUAAGAAACUUAUGCACCUAACUAACUUUGUUGAAAAGAUUCUAAACACAUACGACAUUUCCUGCUACGCGUAACAUUUUCUACCGAUAUCUUAAUACAAAUUCAGCACAGAGUCGAAGAAAAGAAUCAAAAUUAAUCAAUUUUCUUUCAAAUAUUAAGCAACGAAAAAGUAUAUUCGAGCACCAUGGGAAUCUGCAUGUCUUGUGCAUCUUCUGGUGUUGGUACUUAUGAAAAUGCAGUUAUUAUAGAUUCAAGGUCUGAUAAUAAAACUCCAAGUUUACUUGGUUCUGCUUAUUCCCAACAAGGUGGUAAAGGAAUAAACCAGGAUUCCGCUAUACUUCAACAGGGUUUUGGUAUGGAUGAUGGGGUUCUUUGUGGAGUAUUUGACGGACAUGGAAUGAAUGGUCAUGUCGCGAGUAUAUUAGUCAGAGAAUUGUUGCCCAGUUUAUUGUUAGACCAAAAGAAAUCGAUUUCUUCGUCGACUGAUGGGAAUGAUUAUGUCGAGGAGUGGAGUAAAGCUUGUGUUGGUGCUUACCAAGUGAUGGACGAUGAACUUAAAAGUCGUCGAGAGAACUUGGAUUUUUCUUGCAGUGGAACUACUUCUGUUACCGUCAUAAAACAGGGUGAAGAUCUUGUUAUUGCUAAUCUUGGUGAUUCGAGGGCCGUAUUGGGGACUAGUUCUGAUAACGGAGAAAUGAAGGCUGUUCAGUUAACAACUGAUUUAAAGCCUAGUGUACCAGAGGAAGCUGAAAGAAUAACAAAGAGUAAGGGUCGAAUAUUCGCACUUGUAAAUGAAGCUCACAUUGAACGUGUAUGGUUGCCUAACCAGUAUUAUCCUGGACUUGCCAUGGCAAGAGCCUUUGGAGAUUUCGAUCUCAAGGAGUACGGAGUAAUAGCAGUUCCACAAGUGUCUCAUCAUCGCUUAAGCAACAAUGACAAAUUUGUUGUUCUUGCAAGUGAUGGGGUGUGGGAUGUGCUAAGUAAUGAUCAAGUGGUGUCGAUCAUGUCCUCAGCAGGACCAGAAACAGCAGCCAAAGCAGUGGUAGAUGCGGCUGUUGUUGGUUGGAGACGAUUUCCGCAUGUUAAAAUGGAUGACAUCUCUGUAUCUUGCAUGUUCUUCCAUGAGAGGUCACAGAAUCUGUAAAAAGUCCACAAUAAAAAGAUACAGUUUCUCUGAUUGACUUUACAUCUGCAAACUUCACUGUGACAUGAUGACUAGAAAAUAAGCGUACAAUUGUGCAGUUGACUACUUAUAUGUUUAAGGUACUAAUUUGACCAAUUGAUCUUUAUCUCCAAUAAAUUACCAUGUAACAAGAUUGUUGGAGAUUUGCUAA
Molecule: messenger RNA, 1389 nt
Organism: Papaver somniferum (opium poppy)
Lineage: Eukaryota; Viridiplantae; Streptophyta; Magnoliopsida; Ranunculales; Papaveraceae
Product: probable protein phosphatase 2C 72
Exons: 4
Coding region: 240-1199 (319 amino acids)
Biological process (GO): protein dephosphorylation
Molecular function (GO): protein serine/threonine phosphatase activity
Source: RefSeq, a predicted model, not a curated record